This is a messenger RNA of Rhizoctonia solani, 1821 nucleotides long. RefSeq lists its product as uncharacterized. NCBI's taxonomy places the organism in Eukaryota, Fungi, Basidiomycota, Agaricomycetes, Cantharellales, Ceratobasidiaceae. The record is from RefSeq and is a predicted model, not a curated record. Gene Ontology annotation, molecular function: hydrolase activity. The coding region runs from base 1 to 1821 and encodes 606 amino acids. The transcript has 12 exons. Gene Ontology annotation, cellular component: P-body.
AUGAGUAAUCCGCCCAUUCGCGUACUGAUCACCAACGACGAUGGUCCACCGGCCAAGGAUUCUCCAUACGUCCUGGGCCUGUAUCUGGAGCUCAAGAAGCUUGGAUGGGAUGUACGAGUGGUUCUCCCCGCAUCGCAAAAAUCCUGGAUAGGAAAGGCUUAUGUUAUUCGUGAUGUCAUACAUGGCCAAUAUUUCUAUCCUAAAGAAGGCGAGUUUACUUAUGGAACCGGCGAGAAAUGUGAGGUAUCUCGACCUCUCAAAGCUGGCGAAGUUGGCGAAUGGAUUUUGCUUGAAGGGACACCGGCGACAUGCACGAACAUUGCGUUACACAACUUAUACCCCGGAGAGAUCGAUUUGGUUGUUUCUGGACCCAAUUUUGGACGAAACACUGCUUCUGCUUUUACCCUCUCCUCGGGCACAAUUGGUGCGGCGAUGUCUGGUGCUAUCUCUCGAAUGAGGUCUAUCGCGCUCUCAUACGGGACUUUCCACCAUCCGUCCCCACCAAAAUACAAUGCGCCCGCGCAUGCGCUCGCUGGACGGAUCAUUAAACGGCUCUGGGAGAACUGGGGAAUAGAUACUAACGGAUUGAGACUGAAUGAGGUGGACCUCUACAAUGUCAAUAUUCCUAUGGUUGACGAGCUGCUGCAAUCUGAGGGUAUGGAGGUAUGUUGGACCACGAUUUGGAGCAACAGCUAUGGCAGGCUUUUCAAACUUCAAACUGAGGGCGACAAAAAGAUUAGUCGCGCCGGCCCAGACGCACCGCCUUCAACCACGACAACCCCAGCCCAGCCGAACGUACCUUUGCAUGGUCAGCACCAAGAACCACAGAAUGGGCUUUUGACGCCAAAUCAAUCCGUAUCCACCCCCAAUCCCCAUCACGUUCAUACUCCUUCAAUACCACCACACCUACAACGUUCUGAACUUGUUUUCACAUUCUCGCCUGACAUGCAAAACCUGGUUUCCCCGCCGUUGGAUAAAGUGCCCCAUGGGACCGAUACCUGGGCGGUGCACAACGGUAAAGCAAGCGUAACGCCGAUGCGUGCCGCAUUUUGUCCAGGUGGUGAAGGGGAAGACAUUGCCGCGGGGCCGAUACGAAGAAUAGAGAUCGCACGACAAUGCAACCUACCGGAGUGGGAAGAGCCAGCAUAUAUAGAGCUAGGCGAGCGCGAAGAGCCGAUAACAGCCGAGGAGGCCAUUGUUCUUGGACUCGAGACACUUGCUGACAUUUCAAGGAGAAGAGAAGUAGCAUUGAGGAACAAGUUACGGUCUCCUGAGCCCAAUGCGCCUAGUAGCUCCCCUUCGCCCCCGUUAGUGCCCAGGGUACCCAUUAGCCGUCGUGCACCAGCGAUACCCGAUUUGGGGAUUUCUACCCCGACUAUGAUUACACAAGACUAUAGCGCAUCGCCUACAGCUAGUCGCUCCAACUCGAGGAUGAGCUCGCAACGUGUAAAUGGCACCAAGUCGGGCACUGUAAUCAAAUCUAAGAAAGAGAGAGCAAAAGCUCAUCCCAAGCCAUGCUUUAUUGAUGCUCCUCCUCCUGGUCAAAAAAGAGAGGGGUCUAUUAAAGACGUCGCUAUGAUCGAACUGGUCGUUGCAGACUGCCAAUGUAAAACGUAUCUGAACCCACGCGAAGAUCCGGUAUCGGGGCAACUGGUGUCACAAGUACAUCAAGUUGCCUGCAAGCUUCCAUCAUGCGCAGUUCAGGCAUUCAAGCAUAUCCAAAAAGAGCAAAUCGUAUAUGCAGAGCGAGUAGAUAAGCUUGAAGCCUUGUUAGAGAGGAUAACGAGCGAUCCGGUCCUUAUGCGCCGGCCUCCUACAUGA